CGGAUCUCUUCCAUUUCCCCUCUCACUCGGCCCCGAGCUGCGCCACGAACGGCAGCAGCUCCUGCUCCGCCCGAGCCGCCUGACCGCCGGGCCGGGGUGCUAACCGCGGAGCCCUCCAGCCCGCCGGCCCGGCCAGCCCAGCCCAGCCCGGCGGCCCGCAGCCCCGCCGCCCGCCGCCCCCCGCCGCUGCCGCGUUGCCAAAACAAACGGGCCGGCCUAUUUAUUGGCGGCCGGCGAGCCGGGCAGCUCACAGUCGAGGCGCCGAGGGGGACAGCGCACCGCCACCAGCCUGGGCCCCGGGCCCCUGCCCCGCACCUGAGUCCCACCGGCCGUGCGCCGCGCCCCGCCGCCCAUGGCGCCCCAGCCAGGAGCCCUCCGGAGCCACCCGGACGUCUGAGUUCCCCCCAGCAGAGCGCGCCCGUCGACCCGCCUACCCAUUAGCCCUCUUAGGCGCUCGAGCCCCCCGUCGCUUUCCCGGGCUCUUUCCGGCCAUGUCUCCCGCCCGGCUCCGGCCCCGGCCCCGAUUGCGGUUCUGCCUUCUCCUGCUGCUGCUGCUGGUGCCGGCGGCGCGGGGCUGCGGGCCGGGCCGGGUGGUGGGUAGCCGCCGGCGGCCGCCGCGCAAACUUGUGCCACUCGCUUACAAGCAGUUCAGCCCCAACGUGCCUGAGAAGACGCUGGGCGCCAGCGGUCGCUAUGAAGGCAAGAUCGCGCGCAGCUCGGAGCGCUUCAAGGAGCUCACUCCCAAUUACAACCCCGACAUCAUCUUCAAAGACGAGGAAAACACCGGCGCCGACCGCCUCAUGACCCAGCGCUGCAAGGACCGCCUGAAUUCACUGGCCAUCUCAGUGAUGAACCAGUGGCCUGGCGUGAAAUUGCGGGUGACAGAAGGCUGGGACGAGGAUGGCCACCACUCGGAGGAGUCCUUGCAUUACGAGGGCCGCGCCGUGGACAUCACCACGUCGGACCGCGACCGCAAUAAGUACGGACUGCUUGCGCGCUUGGCGGUGGAGGCCGGCUUCGAUUGGGUGUAUUACGAAUCCAAGGCCCACGUGCAUUGCUCGGUCAAGUCCGAGCACUCAGCAGCUGCCAAAACCGGUGGCUGCUUCCCAGCUGGAGCACAAGUGCGCCUAGAGAGUGGGGCUCGUGUGGCCUUGUCUGCCGUGAGGCCCGGGGACCGGGUACUAGCCAUGGGGGAGGAUGGAAAUCCCACCUUCAGCGAUGUGCUCAUCUUCCUGGACCGUGAGCCAGACAGGCUGAGGGCCUUCCAGGUCAUCGAGACCCAGGACCCUCCACGGCGCCUGGAGCUCACCCCUGCGCAUCUGCUCUUCACCGCUGACAAUCACACAGAGACGGCGGCCCAAUUCCGGGCCACGUUUGCCAGCCACGUGCAACCUGGCCAGUAUGUGCUGGUGGCCGGAGUGCCCGGCCUGCAGCCUGCCAAGGUGGCCUCUGUCUCCACACAUGUGGCCCUCGGGGCUUAUGCCCCGCUCACGAGGCAUGGGACGCUAGUGGUAGAAGAUGUGGUGGCUUCCUGCUUCGCGGCUGUGGCAGACCACCGCUUGGCUCAGCUGGCCUUCUGGCCCCUGCGACUGUUCCACAGCUUGGCAUGGGGGAGCUGGACCUUGGGGGAGGGUGUGCACUGGUAUCCUCAGCUGCUCUACCGCCUGGGACGCCUCCUGCUGGAAGACGGCAGCUUCCACCCACUGGGCAUGUCCGGGGUCGGGAGUUGAAAGGACCCCAGUCCUCCACUCUGGAACUGCAGUGCUGGGUGCAAAAACCUUCCUUGCCAGGGGAGCCCUGGCUCUAAAAGAGACCCCGCUGGGGGCACUGGUCUCUGCCACCUCCUGCCUCAUUGAGACUGGACACUGCCAGUAUCCCUGCCCCCACCAGGGUGCAGCCAUGGAGCUGGUAUGGGGUGGGGGAGGGGUCUGCCUAGUAUACACACCUGGAGGCUGGCACAGGGGUUCACUCAGCCAUCAGUUCUUGUUCUGGUUUUCUAUACCCCACCUCUCUCUGUGGGAAGGACUACAUCAUAUAUGUGUUGGGGACUAUUUUCUCUGGUUUCCUUUGGGGACUAGUGUCUGCCUCUUCACUAUUGGUGAUGGACCGCACGCAGGAGGAAGAGGUGCUGCCCUCCCAUGGACUUGCCCCUCACUUGUUGCUGCUAGAUGCCCUGGACCCAGCAGGGAGCUGUCUGGACUCACAGUCACCCAGAACCAAGGUGGCCCACAGAGGGCAGGCAGCCCUCCUGGCCAUCUCUGGGAUGGGGCGUGGCCUUCCUGCCUGGCUACACUCCUCCCAGCACCACCUGAGACAGUCUCUGGCAGUGUGCUGUGUUCUGGCCAGCAUGACCAAAGUGGCUGCAGAAGGGGCUGGGGCUGCACCCCUUCCCAGGCUAAGCUCCCUCUUCUGCUGAACCAUGCUCCUCACCCCCACCUCCAGCCAGUCUCUCCCCCCCCACCUUAUUUAUUGGCAUGGAGGGAGGAAGCCCAUGGGGAAAACUUGGGGGGAGAUGUAUUGGUCUUUUGUUUUCUUCCUUUUGUAAUAAAAGUUAUUUAAGUUGGUAGA
Ochotona princeps (American pika) is the source of this 2568-nucleotide messenger RNA. RefSeq names its product Indian hedgehog signaling molecule (gene IHH). NCBI's taxonomy places the organism in Eukaryota, Metazoa, Chordata, Mammalia, Lagomorpha, Ochotonidae. The record is from RefSeq and is a predicted model, not a curated record. Gene Ontology annotation, molecular function: patched binding; calcium ion binding. Gene Ontology annotation, biological process: regulation of gene expression; multicellular organism development; protein autoprocessing. The transcript is spliced from 3 exons. The coding region runs from base 492 to 1730 and encodes 412 amino acids.